Molecule: messenger RNA, 1692 nt
Organism: Symbiodinium sp. CCMP2456
Lineage: Eukaryota; Dinophyceae; Suessiales; Symbiodiniaceae
Source: the annotation of a GenBank genome assembly
AUGCGUUGGCCCUCGUGUGGCUUUCAAUCGCAGGUGUGCCCUCCUCGGGCAGAUGCGAAGAGGCCGCCCGCGUGCCGCGGGCUUGGCAUGCAGCAGGGGGAAAAGUUCGAAAUCAAAACACCGACUUUGGGGCCUUUGGAACACUGGUGUUUUGAGCCUCCGCCUCCGGGAGCGACACGUCCAGGUCCUUCUCAGAACUUCGAGACGCCCCCGAAGCGAAGCCAGGGCCCUGGCACACUGCUCCGUCAAGAAGACCAGACGACGCACCAAGGGCGCAGCCUGAAGGGUGCCGACAACGAGGCUCCGAAUGCCUUGAAGGCGGCUUGCGAGGCGCUGAGGAAGGAGUUCGCUGAGGACUAUUUCCUUGCACCGGCCAAGACAAGGCUCCCGCCAGAUGAGAUUGUACCCAGGCUCAUGAAACUCGGUGGACAGGCAGAGGCCUGCCAGGAGGCCCUGGCCCUGGCAAAGCAGAAAAAGAGUGUGAAUGUCUUGGUCACGGAGAACAAGGAGGAGUGGAUCAGACGCCUCGAGAAGGGCUUCUCGCUUCUUUUCGAGGGUGUCGGCUCCAAGUAUCGGCUUCUGGAGAACUUUGCGCAGGUCCUCUCCAAAUCUGGGAUGCCCACCGCCAUCUUCCAGGCCUUCGACAAGGGCAGCUCCCUGCCUGCUUUCCUGCGAGAGCUCUUGGAGCAACAUGGCUGGAAAGGAGCCGGCUCACUGCCCCGCCUUUGCAGCGCUUUGCUGGCUGUGAGGGUCCCAGCCUGCCUGCGCUUUGGCUCAACAGAAGUGGUUCCUCUGCAGGCCAGACGGGCGGCCACCGAGAAACACCCGUUGGUGCUCAUCAUCCACAACCUGGAGGUGCUUCCGGCGCCGCAUCUUAGCGCCCUCGCAUCUCUUGUGGCCACGAAAAAGGCUUGGUGUGACUGGGGUGGUGCAUCCUCCUCUCACUUCUCUCCUUUGUUCUCACCAGCGCAUCUUCGCAUGGCGUCGGAUGGGCUUCCAAGCCUGGCAGGAGAUUUGGCUGGUUGCCUCGGCAGUGGCCUCGGCGCUCUCCCUUUUCACAGCGAAAGUUGGGUGUCUUCGCAUGCCUUCGCCAAUGAGCCGACCCCGUGGAGUGCCGAGGUCGACAACAUCUUUGCCGAUGCGGCGUUCAACAUGGAUCCUUACGCUGCCAUGGAGCUACGGGAUUUCAGCUUCUCCUACGAAGAGGUGCACACUCGCGACAGCUACUACACUGUGGAACUGAAGGGCCGGUACCCGGACGGGCUGCCCUCGUGCACACACCCGCUGGCUACGAAGAAGCAGACAAAGGCGAGUCUUGGGCUCGUCUUGCGCUGCUUGACGCAGAAUCAGAAGGAGCUGGUGCAGGAGAUUGCCAAGGAGCAGCUGUCAAGAGGGCAGCAGGGUGUUCCAUGGGACGAGUUGGUGGUCUUGGCAUCCGACCUCAUGAUCGCCAACAACCACACGAAGCUGAGGCGCCUUUUGAGUGAGCUGACAGACCACCAGAUCCUCAUCGAGAGGCAUGGCCGCUUCGAGCUCGCGGUGAAGGAAGCAGUGCUCAGGAAGUUGGCCGAGGGCGAGUCGGUCGAAGACGUGGACGUCGAAGGCGAAGGUGAUGCCGCAGAUGACGUCGAGCACGAAGACGAAGAGUUCUCCGAGGACUUUGCUCUAGAGCCAGUGUUCAUAAGAUCUUGA